CGGGCCUCACCGCCCCCUCCGUCUUCUCUGAGGCUCCGCGCCACUUCCGCUCCUUAAGGCCGAACCGGCCCCUUAGGGCUCGGGUCGUGCGGAGCUGACCCCUAAGGAAAUGCGGUCGCGCCACGGGCGGUGGUGGCUGCUGCUCUGGCUGCCGCCCCUGGCCACACUGCCCGUGCGCGGGGAGGCGGCGACGGCGGCGGCGGCGGCGUUGUCAGUUCAAAGGUGUAAAGCUUUGAAGGAAAAUGAUUUAAUUAGAACUUCUGAGUCAGACUGUUACUGCUUCAAUCAAAAUUCCCAUGUGGAGUGGAAAUACAUGUGGUCAACUAUGGAGGUGAAAAUUACCAGUCCAGGCCUUUUCAGAAUUGUAUAUAUCACAGAAAAAUAUAAUUGCCAAUAUCCAGAAACCAUACUAUCUUUUAUCAAGUGUGUGAUUCAUAACCUUUGGACACCAAAGGAGUCUAACAAAAUAACCAUAAUCAUCAAUCCAUACGGGGCGACUGUGUGCUUCUCUGUAGAGCCUGAGAAGAAGAUAUUUAAGUAUAUGAUACAUGUGAAUCGAAACAUUGUGGAUUUCAAACUCUUCUUUGUGUUUGUGGCAGGAGUUUUUCUUUUCUUUUAUGCAAAGACCCUGAGUCAAAGCCCUACUUUCUAUUAUUCCUCGGGAACUGUGCUAGGUGUUCUAAUGACAUUAGUCUUUGUCUUGCUGUUGAUGAAAAGAUUCAUUCCAAAGUAUAGCACCUUUUGGGCUCUAAUGGUUGGUUGUUGGUUUGCUUCAGUUUAUGUUGUCUACCAGUUGAUGGAAGAUCUGAAGUGGCUGUGGUACGAAAACAGAACAUAUAUAUUAGGCUAUGUCUUGAUAGUUGGAUUUUUCAGCUUUGCUGUCUGUUACAAGCAUGGGCCCCUUUCAGACGACAGGAGCAGAAGUCUUCUGAUGUGGACACUGCGGCUCCUCUCUCUGCUUCUGGUCUAUGCGGGCGUGGCCAUGCCUCAGUUUGCCUAUGCAGCCAUAAUCCUUCUCAUAGCCUCCUGGAGUCUGCACUACCCACUGAGAGCAUUCAGUUAUAUGAGGUGGAGAAUGAAGCAGUGGUUUCCAACAGAAGAGCUGGUGGUGAAGUAUCUUACGGAAGAUGAGUACAGGGAGCAAGCUGAUGCUGAAACAAAUAGUGCUCUGGAGGAGCUGCGCCGGACCUGCCGAAAACCCGACUUCCCCUGGUGGCUGGUCAUCUCUAGACUCCACACUCCUGGAAAAUUUGCAGACUUUGUUCUUGGAGGAAGCCACUUGUCACCUGAAGAAAUCAGUCUGCAUGAAGAGCAGUAUGGCCUUGGGGGUGCCUUUUUGGAAGAGCAGCUCUUUAACCCAAGUACUUCCUGACACUGAACCUUCAAGUUGACUUCAUUCUGGACAAGGAUAUGGGUAAAGGGCAGAGGUCUGUUAAAGUUAGGCAGAACUGUUAUAGUGAACAGUGGCAAAAACAUUUGCUAUAGAGAAAAGUCAUUGUGGGAAGGAAAGCUAACCCAUUUUGAAGAUAACUUAGCAUUCUUGGUGACUUCUGCUACUUAUUGUACUGUAGGUGGGUAUCAAGAUUCUGUGACAGCCAUUACCACUUUCCUUGAAUGAAGACUUUCGUUAGGAACAGGGGAAUGAUGUUCUUCAAAAGGCUAGUAAGCACGAACAGGUGCUUUGUUGAGACCAGGGCACUCACGCCACUCUUAAUCCCCUGAACCUGUGCCAGAGAACUCUGAAAUAGUCUUCCUAUAUUUCAUCAGCAUAAGUCCAAAAAGAGACCUGAGACACGCUGGACCAGUUGUUUUCCAGAAUACAGCUCAGAGGAUACUACUAAGUGUUAGUCAGUAAAGGUAUUCUGAGGUCAACUAAGAGUGAUACAAAGUUAAACUAAUGUUCCUCAGGACCUCUCAGAGGCAUUAUUCAUGCUCACGUGCACUGUGAAUCUCCCAGAGGGGAGAAAUUAUGCAGUUUCUUGUUUAAUUUGACCACAGAACUCUUUCAUGAGAUUAAUAUUCUUUGGAACACACUUGUUUGGAAAAUGCUAAUGGUGGUGGAAUUGAGCUUUGGAGAGGUUAAAUAACAUGUGCAAGACCACAUUGAGAGACAACACUGGUAGAAAUCCAGCCCUGGUGUAUCCUGUGACUCAGGUAGACAAGAUCUUCAGGUACAAGCUUAGGAGCCAUCUCCCUAAAGCCACAGGCCUCACAAUGUUGGUGACUUGACUUUUUAUUUUUCAAUAAUCCAACUUGCUAUUUAAUUGUGAUAAAGGGAAACGUUUCUUAAGAUAUUUUAAAGUUUUUUAUAAUACAUAAGAUUUUUAUAUACAUAUAAAAGGAUUAGAUACUAUGAUUACUUUUUUUUUGUAUUUUGAAAUUGAAGGCAUUUAACCUCUUGUGACAUUUUGAAUUGAAUUUGAAUUUAAAAAAAUUGUUUAGCUUUAUGGGUUUAUAACAAUUUCUUACAAAACAAUUUUUUUCUUGAUUUAUGAUAUUAAAAUCUAGAGUGGAAUGAGGGGCUAACUGUGAGCUUUGACCCUGAGAAAAGAAGGCCAAAACAUAGAUCUAAGAAAAGAUUUGAACAUGGCAAGACAUUCUCAAGGUUAAGAUGUUGCUAAAUUGAUUCUGAGAAUCCAAAUUAGGCUUUUUUGCUGUGAUGGGGUCAUAAAAAUAAUCUUUUUAUUAGGACAAGGGUUAUGGGGGAAGGAUGCACAGAAUUUUGGCACUGCUGCUUUCCUGAGCGAAAUUUGGUAGAGUUUUUCUGUCAUGAAAAAAGAACAUGGCUACCCAUCUGGAAUUUUCUAGAUUGAUUUUAAAAUGAUAGUUCCUCUUUGAAGUAAUAGGUCAGUAUUUUCAGGUCUGUUUUUGCCAGACAUCUUUUCAUACUAGGAACUUUUAUUUUUUGUAAUAUUCACUAAUGAUAAUCUGUGCCUUUAAAUAGACUUUGAUUUUAAAAAACCAAAGGAUAUAUUUCCCAUUCAGAUUUAUGGUAACUAUUUUAUGAGUAAACAGAAGUUUGAACAUUUUUCCUAUGGUUUAAAAUGAUUUUUUAAAUAAUUAUAUUUAUUGGUGAUGUAAAUGUAGCAGAUGUAUCAAAGCCUGUGCUCACCAAGUUCGUCUCCUAAGAGGAAGCUUGUAUGAUAACAACACAAGCACGUGAGUAAGUAACACAUGAACAAUCUGCUGGGGCUGCUGGGUACAUCCCAGCCAGGACAGCCGCUGGGCCAGGGGAAGAGGUACUGCUGAGGGAAGGAAGCAGCUCCUCACGGGCAGCUAGCCAGCUGUAACCAUCACAGUGAGAACAGCCAAAGGGAGAACAACAGCAGUCCUUCAGGAUAUUGUUUUCCAUGUUUAUUUUUAGAGGAAAUCAUAGGUUUGUCAGUUUCUGCUUUGUGACUACCAUGAGAAGUUAAACAAUUAAAAGCAUUACUU
Molecule: messenger RNA, 3435 nt
Organism: Saimiri boliviensis boliviensis (Bolivian squirrel monkey)
Lineage: Eukaryota; Metazoa; Chordata; Mammalia; Primates; Cebidae
Gene: NEMP2
Product: nuclear envelope integral membrane protein 2
Cellular component (GO): nuclear envelope
Source: RefSeq, a predicted model, not a curated record